Molecule: messenger RNA, 1504 nt
Organism: Hymenoscyphus albidus
Lineage: Eukaryota; Fungi; Ascomycota; Leotiomycetes; Helotiales; Helotiaceae
Source: the annotation of a GenBank genome assembly
UGAACGCGAAUUCCAUCAUCAACCUCAACCGCCGCAAAAAUUCCCCUCUACCCAGAGAUACUCGGUUUUCGAGAUACCCGACGGAAAGAGCCCAUCAUGAACGUCGAUACCAUCCCCGAUUUCCUCGCCGAGCAGCGAGAUGCUGCCCCCGCAGAUUCACAACAUCUCUAUAUCACGUUCGAAGAUCUGUGGGAGCGAAAGCUAUGGCAUCAGUUGACAGAUGCUUUGGUGGGAUUCUUUCAGGUGGCAGAGAGCGCUUCUCAACGACUUCCAUUCUACAAGACCUUCAUCCUCACUUUCGCAGACAAGAUCAACCAGUUGAAGCUUGUUACCCUUGCACUGAGUGCCGCAUCACAAUGUAGAGGUGAGUAGGGUUAUUCAUAAUGGAAAUUACACUGCUUAUUCUUUUUGUAGACUCGCAAGAGCGGCUAUCCUUCCUAGAAUCGGUAGCAAAGAAAGUCGACAACCCAAACUCACAAGACGCCCAUGUUUACGCAACGGUGGCCGUGGCGACUGUGAAGCUGGAGCUUAAGGAUUUGGAGGGCACCAGAAAGGAUCUCGAUAAAUCAGAAAAGAUUCUAGACAAUUUCGAUUCAGUCGAAACUAUCGUUCAUGCUUCCUUCUACCGUGUAAAUGCAGAGUACUAUCAGGUUCGUGGAUUCCUAAGUGUCAUCGAGAAACUUCCUAACAAAAAUAGUCCAAAUCCGACUUCGCCGCGUACUAUAGAAACGCCCUCCUCUAUUUGGCAUGUAUUGAAUUACAAGGUCUGACUCCCCAAGAGCGAAGAAAUCGGGCAUAUGAUCUCAGCAUAGCAGCUUUGAUUUCGGAUACCAUCUACAACUUCGGAGAGCUACUAUUACAUCCAAUUCUUGAUACCUUAGCAAAAGAUGAUGCCUGGCUCCGGGAUCUUCUCUUUGCAUUCAAUAGAGGUGAUUUGGCUGCAUACGACGUAUUGGCUGGUCACAUUUCUUCAAACCCAUUACUUGCAGAACACCGUGAUGGAUUACGACAAAAGAUCUAUCUUGCAGCUUUGACAGAGACCGUCUUCCGAAGACCACCCCACGACCGUGCCAUGUCAUUCCGUACCAUCGCCGAAGAGACCAAGGUUCGACCAGACGAAAUUGAGCACUUGAUCAUGAAAGCAUUGAGCCUGGGACUUCUUCGAGGAAGUAUCGAUCAAGUUGAUGAGAUUGCUAGAAUUAACUGGGUGCAGCCAAAGGUGCUGGAUAUGAGUCAAAUAAAUGGCAUGCGGACGAGAUUGCAAGAAUGGGAUUCAAGUGUCAAUUCUCUGGGCCACUGGAUCGAGAAAAAAGGACAGGAUGUUUGGGCUGCGUGAUCUGGCAUGGCAUGGCAUGGCGUCUGAUUGACUUGAUAUGGGGCACUGGCAUGUAAAAAUAGAUCCUUACGACCAAUGGGAAAAGCAUUGGCAAGUUGCCCUCUGAUGAUAGCUUGAUUUGAGGGAAAUGCUUCAUAGUAGACGAUGAAUUCAGUAAAUUCUAAAUAA